Molecule: messenger RNA, 4692 nt
Organism: Ostrea edulis (European flat oyster)
Lineage: Eukaryota; Metazoa; Mollusca; Bivalvia; Ostreida; Ostreidae
Product: von Willebrand factor D and EGF domain-containing protein-like
Exons: 20
Coding region: 184-3615 (1143 amino acids)
Source: RefSeq, a predicted model, not a curated record
AGAUAACGAACAGUGAUCAAUCUCAUAACUCCUACAAGCAAUACAAAAUAGAUAGUUGGGCAAACACGGACCCUGGACACACCAGAGGUGGGAUCAGGUGCCUAGGAGGAGUAAGCAUCCCCUGUUGACCGGUCACACCCGCCGUGAGCCCCAUAUCCUGAUCAGAUUUAAAUUCCAUUCAGUAUGUUUUCUACGUUUGGAAUGUGCAGUCAAUUGCUGAUGUUAGUGAUUUUCUUUGGAUUCGUGACUUCUGCUGAUGACUCUGAUCCUUGUUCCGUCGGAAAUCAUCAAGAAUUGGGAGACCUUCUGAAGAGAAGUACUUCUUUUGUUGUGGACUCUGUCCCUCUGUGUGAUCGCUAUCUGACGCCGGGGUGGUACAGCGCACCUACUUUCCUAAUGCCUACCUCACCUCCUACGCUUGGGAAAUGCGGAACUUUAUACCCAUUUUACAUGAAUGGCAUACUCCCGGCAGCUGUUGGCGAUGAGAUCGAUGUGCAAAUUUGUGGGAUUGGAUUUGCGAGUCAUUGUCAGAAUAGUGUCACCAUCAAAAUCAAACGAUGUCAAUCUUUUCUUGUUUACAACCUCGUUCCUCUGGAAUCUUGCAACUCAGCGUACUGUUUUGAAAAAAUUGGAGAUGAAGACUGUGUCGCAGAAACGCCAACAAACCCAAACGUUACUUAUCAUGGUGUAUCCUAUACAAAAAACACGAACAGUCCUACCGCCCCCGAGGGAUCCAUUCAGUGGAACCCUAUAGUACAGCUACGGUGUGUGUUUGAUCCGCUCCCUGACAGUUCUUUGUAUUACCAUGUUCAGUGGUAUGUGGACAACACCAAGAUUACUAACGACCAAGUCAUGAACUCCUCCUCGCUAAACGAGGCCUUGUUUACCACUGAGGAUUUAUGGAAAGCGGGGAAGAAGAUAGGAUGUUUGAUUCAUUGUGCCGUUGGAGCAAAGAAAUCGCUCGACAGUUACCCCUGCAAUUUGACGUCUAGUUCCACUUUCUUUGCUGGAAUUGAGGUUUUAACAACAUCGAUUGACAUGGAAAGAAAAGGAGAAGCAACUGUACGUGUUCGUCCAACAAUUCCUUAUACUCGUCCUACGUUAGAAUUUCCUUAUCCUUCAGUCCUGCCGCAUGAUUUUCUUCCCAUUGCGCUAAACUUUCCUGAUGACAUUAAAGGAGACUGUACCGUUAAUGGCGCGGCUAAUCUUUGUGACAUUAAGAUACCGAGUAUUCCUUAUCAAGAAAGACACAAGUACGAUAAUCGAAGUAACUGGUAUAAAGAGUAUACGAUGACCAUCUACAAUAAAGAUGACCUUGGAUAUCGAAUAAAUAACAUUAUGAUUCUGCGACUGAAAUCUGGCGGAAGCGACGAAGAGGCAGCAUCAGUAUUUAACGGUGUCGCUCUACCUGAUAUCACGGUCAACAUUGUUGAGAAUGAAACAGAAUGGAAAGGCAAAUACUGCUAUUCUUUAGCUGACCCACAUAUGAGGACGUUUGAUACGUAUCCAUAUGAAUGCCAAGAGAAUGGGUGCAAAACUGGAUACACAUACCUUUUAUACCGUAACCAAGUACAUGACCAAGAGGUGCAAGUAAGACAUCACAAAUGCAUGUUUCCGACCGCAAGAUGCAUUUGUGCUUUGGCUGUUCGAUCUGGUAAGGACGUUUUUAUCUUUAACGCAUGUAACGGCCACCAAUAUAUCAGAUAUCCUGUGUGUGAUGAUAGUUCACUGAAAGUGAUAAAAGAGGCCGACAAAUCAUACAAGAUUUUUUUUCCAACCGGUACCUACGUGAAAACAACGCUCCAUUUUGACAGAGACUGGUUCCUCCAGACGUAUGUGUAUCCAUCUGUGGCGGAUGUUGACAAAAGUUCCGGUCUGUGUGGCAUUCUGGGAGGAGGGACUGUAAACGAUCUGACAAGAAGGAAUGGGGCAAUAGACGAUCCAAAUGAUUUUGAUACGAUCAACCAUCCGAAUGACUUCUCGAUGUCCUGGAGGGUAGAAGAUGAUGAAGACCUUUUGAAUCCUAAUAUGGAUCUCGACACACUGACUUCUCUGAGUCGUGUUAAAACCCCACUAUGCACGUGUAACAGUGGAAAGACGGAGUGUAAUUAUAUAAGCUACAUGGAUUGUGGGACUAUUUCAAGGGGAAAGGAAUAUCCGUGUCUAGUUCGCAAAGCCAGUAGUAGAAGAAAGAGGCACAUAAGGUUGUUAAAUGACCGUCCAGUUACACACACAGACGUACUGUUGCAGAAUGAGAGGAGUACAAAGAGAACGAAACGAGACGUCACACUCUCGGCGGAUGAAGCGACAACUAUUUGUAAUACGGCUUUUGAGCAGUCUGUCACCUACCAAACCUGUUUUGAGAACGUGGCGGACUUCUCCAACAAUUCUAUUCAGAAUUGUGUAUUAGACGUCAUGCUGACAGGAAAUCCGAAUCUUACCUCGGUUCACAUUGAGAGCGCUAUAGACAUGUGCCAGGUCCUGAUUAAUUCCAAUGCAACCCUUCAGGAAGAACAGCCAGCCAUUACUUAUCAAGUUCUCAGUGUGUGUAUAAACAACUGUAGCGGUAAUGGACAGUGCAUUGACGGAAAUUGUACCUGUGAUCCUGGAUAUGGCGGAAGUGACUGCUAUUUUGAUAUAACAGCGCCCCCUACAAUAACAAAUGUCCUUGAAAACGGCCUCUGUGACCGCUCGGAGGAAGACUGUGAUGACGUUACGAUGUUUGGAUCUUAUUUCCUUGAAAACACCAAUACCACGUGCUUUGUGACGAGACAGGAGAUUUCAGACACUAAUACAAUGACAUCUCAGGAAUCGUACGCAGACAAGUUGGAUGCCCGGACUCUCUUUGAGGGCUCUUGUUCUCUGGUGUAUGGUAACAACGAUACCUGGGUAACAGAGUUUGUGUUCGCCCUGUCGAACGACGGAUCACGUUUUACUGAAAAUCACUCUAUUUAUGUGUACCAAUCGCAGUGCCAGACCUUUAACAACGACACUGGAAAUACAUAUUUUACUUUGCAGGAUGGAUAUUGCUACAUCAAUGGUAGGUGUAUCGGGACAGGCGAUCUCGAGUCUAAUACUUCCUGUUGGAAGUGUGAUCCUUCAGUCAACAAGUACAACUGGACAGAGGAUUGUCCAACUACAAUGGAAUCAACAGAGAUCAGCACCACGAUGUCAGAACAAACAAUAGUUUCAACAAAUGGUCCAGUGGUCACUACUGAUGAUCAGAUGUCCACAUUGCAAAGGAAGACAUUGUCACCCAAGAAAUCAAAUUUAUCAACAACAGCCAUUGGUUUAUUGGCGACAAUAUCUGUUUUGACUGUCGGGAUCGUUGUAACAUCCGGGCUAUGCAUAAAGAAGAAAUGCUCCAAUGAAAGGCCUCAGGGUAACGAUGAAUGGGAGCGGCCUCUUGGAAAACAGGUUGAACUAACUGGGCAUGCACCGCUAGCUUCGGCGUUUGAUCCUCCUGAUCUCUUUUCGUGUGGUUCCCAGGCAGAGUUUUUCUCCAGGCCUCCUUCUCGAACUUCCCUUCGACAGAAUCCCCCAACUAACGACUUCACACACAUCUUUAUCAAAGAAAGGCAACAUUUGGAUAACAUGUUUUCCGUUAAAAAAUAAUCUGCACCACUCUAUACCCCGAAACUAAUGAAAUAUACUCCUGUACAUGGAAUAUACAACAGAAUUAUCAAUGAUAACAGGUCUAACCGCGAACAUAAACUCACAUCAUUGAGGGAACUAAAUGUACUAUGUAUUGUAUGUAAAUGUCAAUUCAUAAUGAUGAAAUUGUGGGUCGGGUAUAGGAUUCAGAUGAUAUUGUGACCGGUUAUGGAAUCCUGAUGCGAUGCUAUGUCAAGAAUGGGUUCUUAUGAAAUGACAUGCCUAACACAAUGUCCUAUAAUUUAUAUGCCUCAAGAAUGGUAUUUUCUAUUAUGAUAUGUCAUGAAUGUGUGUUCUUGUGUGUGAGGACAAGGGACGUUAUUGGCUAUAUACCGCCGAGAUUUUUUUUCAGUUUUUCAACUUUCAUACUAUGCUUAAUUAUUCUUUUUAUUUACACAACUAGGAUGUUCUUCUAAUCCCACUUACAUGAAAAUGACGUAAUAUUUUAUUAUGACGUCAUGAAUAUACGCUAAAGAUGAGCUGUUUAGCGGAAUCUGUUGAUUUGAAAUAAAUUAUGAAUAAACUUUAGCAAAAACUAAUACUUUUGCAUGCAACAACCAGAUUUAUAUUUUGCAUGUUUAAUUAUCCAUUAAUAUUCUUCUUUCAUUAUCAAUAUGGUGUUGGUUGUUGGCUGCAAACAAUAUGAAUUUUAAAAAAGAAUGAAUGCGAAAUCGGCUGUUUUCGAUACACAGAGUCAAUAUUUUGCAUGCUAUAGAACUGAAAAAAAAAUUUGCAUGCAACAACCAGAUUUAUAUUUUGCAUGUUUAAUUAUCCAUUAAUAUUCUUCUUUCAUUAUCAAUAUGGUGUCCGUUGUUGGCUGCAAACAAUAUUAAUUUUAAAAAAGAAUGAAUGCGGAAAUCGGCCGUUUUCGUUACACAAAGUCAAUAUUUUGCAUGUUAUAGAACUGAAGCAAACUGUUCCAUCAUUUAACCUCAUAAACUUUUACUUUCUUUGCGAUUUAAUAAAUGUGAAGUGCUUUAUGAAUUAUUUGUAUAUUACGUUUUAUUGUUUUGAUAUAAACAUUUUCUUCUUUUGAAA